Molecule: messenger RNA, 1209 nt
Organism: Coniosporium apollinis CBS 100218
Lineage: Eukaryota; Fungi; Ascomycota; Dothideomycetes
Exons: 3
Coding region: 1-1209 (402 amino acids)
Source: RefSeq, a predicted model, not a curated record
AUGUCGACGCUACGGCGCGCAUUCGCAUCCCAAGCCGAAGCGCUGACCGGUCUGGCAGUGCCCAAGACACGACGACCAAAAUUCGACCUCCACCUCAAAAUCCACGACCUCAACAACGUCCCCCUCGUCUCAGGAACCUCCUUCGUUAAAUGGGACCUCCCGCACAGCACCGCAGCCGAGCACCGCGGCCGCACGACCAAAGCGCCCAUAAAGGACCACAAAGUGUGCUACGACUACUCCAUCACUUUGCCCGUACGUCUCACCGUCGACAAGAGCGGCACGCUGCAGGAGAGCUUCAUCCACUUCGAGGUGCUGCAGGAGUACUCCUCCGGCGGGCGGGGCGAGCGGAUCGUGCUGGGCAACAUACGGCUGAAUCUCGCAGAGUACGUUGGGGCGUCUGAGGGGCUGACAGAUUCUGGACGUACCAAGAGCGGGGCGGGCCAGCGCGAUGGCGAGGAAGAGGGGGUUUGUAGGCGGUAUUUGAUGAAAGACUCUAAAAUCAACAGCACCUUGAAAAUCUCAAUCCUAAUGAAGCAAACAGAAGGCCCCCGCGACUUCACCGCUCCCGCCCUGAAAACGGCCCCCGUCUUCGGCGGCAUCGCCGGCAUCAUCUCCGCCGACGCGACCGAAUCAGACCCCGCAGCCGACGGCAACGCGCCGUCUCUAUCCUCUGCUUCUCGGCGCGAAGCAGGCGAGCUGCAGGACAUGUACAGGCGGACGUUGGCCGCGUACUGGGCGGCGCAACCCGGGGAGUUGAAGGCUGAUGAGUGCAUCGAGGAUAUCUUUGCUGGCGGGGAUGGGUGGGGGGAUAGACAUAAGCCGUAUCCGUCUGCGAUGCUGCAGGUGGAGAAGCCGAUGGCGGGGAGGAUGGCGGAUGGGAUGGGGGCAAGGGAGGACAGCAGUCGGUCUAGCGACUCGUCGCCUGGGCCUUUUCAUAGGAGCGAUAAGCAUCAUGUGAGGGUAGCGUCAGGCGAGAGCCUGUUCCACAGAACGACGGACCACAGACCCAGGAGUAAUGGACAAGGCGCUGUGAAGAAGGGAGAUGUGGGCCAGAUAGGUUCUGGGGGAGGUGUCAAGGGGAGGGCUAGCCUUGAGCAGCAGGCUCGUCAACUCAAGGCCGGGGCAGAGGAACAGGGACAGAAGCACGUGAGGGAGGUUGACGAGCUCGAGAUCAGGGAUGAUCUGAGGAGCUGGAGGUUACCGACAUGA